Molecule: messenger RNA, 1627 nt
Organism: Odontomachus brunneus
Lineage: Eukaryota; Metazoa; Arthropoda; Insecta; Hymenoptera; Formicidae
Product: tol-Pal system protein TolA-like
Exons: 3
Coding region: 170-1138 (322 amino acids)
Source: RefSeq, a predicted model, not a curated record
CUAUAGAUUAGCUAGACCAGACAGGACUAUAAGAGCUCCGAUGAACAAGUAACUGGUAUCAGUUCUUAGCUCCGGUCUUCGAGCAAGGACAGCUCCUGUUCUCUGGCGCUCGACUGGACUACCAAUCCGAUAUUCGUCACCCACGACCGAAAUCUAACGAAAAUUCGACAUGAAGACCCUUUUGGUGCUCUUGGCGUACGUGACCCUCGCGUACUGCGGCAAGACCAAGAAGCAGAUUGUCGAUCAGCAACACAUAGUCGACGGCUAUGAGUUCGAAUAUGCGGCGCCGGACGCGACCGCAUUGAGCUUGAUCGAAACUAGUCCUCAUUACGUGGAGGUCGCUGCAAGCGCUCAUCAUUCAGGCCAUGUUAUCCGGCCUGGUUACAGCGUGGGUGGCCCUUUGGCCAGUAUUGCUAAAGGAGCCGCCGAGCAGGCUCACACCCAAUUGAACCAGCAGCCCGCGGCGGCCGGGCAGGCGGCCUACGUAGCCAAGAAUACCCUGGCCCAAGCGGCGGCGCAAUCCGCGGCCACGGCCGCCGCGGCCCUGGCCGGCAAGCAGAUCAUCGUGAUGGGUCUGGAGCAGCAGUCGCGCGACGCGCACGUCGCCGUGGACGGCGAGAAGCAGCAGCUGCAGCAGGCUUCGCGCGCGGCCGCGGCGGCGAAGAACGCGGCGCAGCAGGCGUUGCACCAGGUGCAGGUGAUCACCACGGCGUUGAACGCCGCGCAGGCGACCGCGGAGCACGCCGCCCAGGCAGCGGCCGAGGCCGCGGCCGAGCUGGCAGCGCAGACGACGAUGGUGGGCCAGGCGAAGGCACGCGCCGAGACGAUCGCCGAGCAGCUCGUGGCGGCGCGCCUGGACUUCGAGACCACGCAGUCAGCUGCGCAGAAGGCCGCGCAUGCCGCGCAAGCCGCGCAGGGUAAUGCCGCGGCUGCGGCCGCGCAUGCGGCCCAAACCGCGGCCGUGGCUUCCGCGGCGAACCAUGCUCUGCACAGCGACCAUGCGAUUGCCCUGCACGGAGACCAUGGGAUUGCCCUGCACGGCGACCAUGCGGUCGCUCUGCACAGCGCCGUCGAGCCGACGAUCAGCUUGGCGAACGCUCUACCCGUGGACGGCUACGAGUACAAGGGUUACUAUUGAGAGGCAGGCAAGAGGGAGACGAGGCGUCCGACGAUCGAAGCUCGCCGUUGAAAGUCUGACAUUUUUGUAUAAUCGAGCGCUCCAACGGCGCUCGGUUAUGGGUACGGUCUAGCAACGCUACAAAUGCUUUGUAACGUUUUUACUUCUUUCUCUUUCUUCAUUCGAAUCCGAGAAAUGGGACAAGAAAGAGAAAUGCUGCGCAGCAUUUGUAGCGGUUACUGAACCGCGCCCUGUAUUGAGAGACACACAUCUGGGGAUUCUCUUUCUGGAAGACUGGACACGGCCGUUUUGGAUGUUAAGCGUGUUGAGUAUACGCGAUAUCUUGUGUUUCUUCCCUCCGCAAGUGUACGCACUCGCCACUUAGCGUCGAAGCGGCGCUUAUGAGCCGUCUCUUCUCUUCUUUUUUACUUCCGUGGGAUGCAGCGAUCAUACAUCACUGUCAUCUCACGUGCAGAAACGCACAAUAAAAUGUUGCCAUCUUGAACCUUA